CAAUAUUAUUAUUUUUUUCUUCUCACAAACGUUUUCAGUCAGUCAGUCAGUAGGGUUUCGCUACAGUCCUCUCUCCUCUGUUCAUUAUCACAUUCGCUUGUUUGCGGUGAUGAUUGUCAUUUAUUAUAAAAUUAAUAAUUAAUCUAUGAACAAUAAUAAAUAAAAGUGUAAUUGUGGAAAAUUUUUAAUUCCUGUGGUGCACCAGAACUUGAAAAAUAAAACAAAAAAGUGAAUCAUUAAUUAAAUUAAUCGCGUUAACCGACUAAGUUAAAACUCGGUGAAGGUUUAUUUUAUUUCGUGAAAUGUACUAUCAAAGCAAUUUGACAGGUUAAAUUUGCAAUUUUCUUGUCAGAACCGCCUCAAUGUCGGGCAAAUAAAGAGUGUCAUUAAAAAAAAAAAAAAAAAAAAAGUCGUGUGCAAACUUCAAUGAAAAAGGAAGGCUCUAUAGAAUGAGUGGAUAGGGUGCCUUUUGUGUACGAACUCAAUUCAAAUAUGUUUAUGUUCGUUUUUGAUAAGAAUGACAAUUGGCUUUGGAAAGAAAGAAACUAUUAAAAAUUGAUUUAAAUUAGUCGUUUUGAAUAUAAAGGCGAAUAACGAGCGCCCAAUGCGAGUUUAUAAUUCAUUUGAGAUACACCACAUAUGUGAUGUGGAGCAAGAAGUGCGAGAUCGUCAAAAUUCCGGUUAGUGAACUGUGAAAGCUUGAACAAAAAUAAUGAAAUAAAAAAUAAUAACAACAAUAUAUAAAGAAAAGAAACGUGUAUGUACUCGAGAGUCUAUGCGAUUUGUGAAUUGUGUGUCUUGAUAUCUCAUCAAUUGAGUGCCAAUUAAUUUCACUAUAAUUGAGGAUAAAUAUUUGAGAAAAAAAAAACAUAUCAUACAAGUAAAUAGAGAAGGCAAAUAUAUAGCUAUACACAACAGAGUUGAAAAUCUUUUUGAACUGAAUACAUAAAUCAACAUUAUAGGAGGAAAUGCGUUUAGAUGGACGAAUAUUAAUCAUCAAACAGUCGCUGUUCUACAACUUUCAUGUAUCACAUUUGCAGACAUUACGAUAAAGUUUCAUUAGAAGAAAGUUAAGCGACAGUCGGAAGGAAGUGAAAAGGACACUAAGCUUUAAACAGAAAUUGUCGCUGCAAUCUUCAUCAAUCAAAUUGUUGGAGUGAAGAACGUGUUCCGGAAGUUGCAAGGUCGUGAAACUGAUAUCAAAAAGUGGAAAGUGCAUAUUUUACAGAAACAGGAAGAGAACAAGAAAUUCCAUAAAUUUUGUUGAAACGCACGAAUGUUCCACGUUGAAGAAGAGGUUAACGUUGAUGUUGAGCUAUUAGCCGAAUGUGGACAAAUAGCACAACGUCUUCGUAGUCUCGAGCAGGCGUGGCGUAUUGACUUGAAGGAUCUCCAAAAGAAAAGUUUAUGUAAUUUUGGCAAACCACCACUUGCGACAACAAUUUCGUUAACACAUAAAUUGAAUGAUAUUUGGGAUAUUAAUGAGAAUACAACGGGUGCUGAAGAUAGUCCAGAUUUAAUUAACCAUUUAAGAUAUUUAGAAGAAACAGUCAUAAAAAUUCAUCAUCAACAGGAACUGUUAAGACAUACGACAGAGCAUCAUAAUAGAAUCGCAAACGCGGCACAUAAAAAAGUUUAUUAUAGUAAAAGUAAUAUGAAUUAUUCAGCAUCAUCGGGGAAUAAUAGUAAGAAUAAUAAUAUCAAUAACAACGGCAGUAAUGACCUUACGACAUCACCACAAGCUACAUCAGCUUCAAUGGCUAUUCAUGAGCAUGUCAAUACAAAUACUAAAAAUGAGUCAAAUAAUGUAAGCACUACCACGGUAUUAUUAAGCAGCAGAGACAAUAAGAAAAAAAUAUUUACUGUCGACGAUGACGAAAGCACGGAUGAUGAUGAUAAAGACCAAAGUAAAACAACAAAAGUAAAGCUAACAACAACUCAUAGCAAUAAACAGUCGCAAAAUAUUUAUCACCAGCACCAGCAGCAACAGCAACAGUUGAGCGGUAGAAUAACAAAUGAUGACUUGAAAUUGCUACUGCGAGAAUUGAAGCGGAAGGUUGACUAUACCGAGAAAAUGAAUUGGUUAUGUUUGUCAAAUCGACCAAAACCUCCGCCAUAUCGAAAGAGCAGCCUACCAAAGCAUAGCUACGUCAAAACAAAAUUUUUGGAAAUUUGUCACACGACACUGUCAGACGAUGUGAAGGCUGCAUUGCGACUGCCAUCAUUUGAUUCAUACGAUUGGGAAGACUACGAGAUUCUACAUUUAAUGGAAACGAUGUUUUAUGAAUUGAAUUUUAUUGAGAAGUUUCACAUAUCAUCGACGCGAUUACGUGAAUGGCUGUAUGAAGUCUAUAAACAUUAUAAUGAUGUUCCUUUUCAUAAUUUUCGGCAUUGCUUUUGUGUCUCACAGAUGAUGUAUGCGAUUACGUGGCAAACAAAUUUAAUGAGUCGUCUAGGCGACAUGGAUUGCUUUAUACUUUUGGUUUCAUGCAUUUGCCAUGAUUUGGACCAUCCAGGCUAUAACAAUGUUUAUCAAAUAAAUGCAAAAACGGAACUCGCCUUGAGGUACAAUGACAUUUCACCAUUGGAAAAUCAUCAUUGCUCGAUUGCCUUUCGGUUGCUUGAAUAUCCGGACUGUGAUGUGCUAGAAAAUGUCACCAAAGACAUGUACAAGGAAGUACGUGAAGGCAUCAUAAGAUGUAUAUUGGCUACUGAUAUGGCGCGACAUAAUGAGAUACUGACACAAUUUCGUGAAAUUAUUCCUAUUUUUGAUUAUAGUAAUAAUUCACAUAAAAAUUUGCUUUGUAUGGUGCUAAUAAAGGUCGCUGAUAUUUCAAAUGAAGCUCGACCAAUGGAAGUCGCUGAACCGUGGCUUGAUCGUCUCUUACAAGAAUUUUUUGCACAGAGUGCUGCUGAGAAAUUAGAAGGCUUGCCUGUAACUCCAUUCAUGGAUCCCGACAAAGUGAGUAAGCCGGGAAGUCAAGUGCGAUUUAUAGGACUGGUGCUAUUGCCUCUAUUCGAAGCACUCGGAGAAUUAUUACCGGAACUUGUUGAUUUUAUCGUCAUACCAGUACGUGUGGCAUUGGAUUUCUAUAAACGAUUAAAUGAUGCCCAACAGAGAAACCGAAAGUCGCUGGUCGAAAAUGAAGGUUCAUCUGAUGGCGGUGAUGAAAUUAUUCCACGAUCUCAUUCUGGUAUUAGUGUACGGUCACGUCGUAGUAUUCCAUCACAAAAGUCAGCAUCGAGAAAUUCAGUUGAUGAGGAGCCAAUGUUGAUUGCUGCUGAACUUCACGAUCUUCCAGAGGGUAGCGAAAGUGGAGAUUCUGAGACUGCAACAGAAGUUGAUGUCGCUGAGAAGACAUCUAAAUUCAAGGUGGACACAGAAAGUCGUAAUAAAUUCAAUAUGCAAAUGGUGCAUCGCAAAGGUCAUCAUCGUGACAAGCGUCCAUCGAUGGUUAGUGAAAUAGCGGGUCGAAUGCGAGGAUCUUACGGUAACAUCUUACAAAAUAAUUACAAUUCACGCACAACUACAUUCGGUUCAAACCGUGCGAUUAGUCUAGAUCAUUAUAGUAAUCAUCGUCGUAUGUCUGAUGGAAUACAAACUGUUACGUCCGAUUCCACUGUCUAUUAUCAUCAACGCUUACAUGAUCAAGAUAUUUUAAUUCGUCAAGCGGCUGGUACGAAAAUGAGUUCAAGCUCUCAAGGCUCUAGUGACGUUAAGCUACUUGUUAGUGAAGAACCUAUGGUGGCAGCAGCAUCCACAGGUAAUAAUUCAGCAAUUUCAUCUAAAAUUCAUACACCAACAAUGAUGGCUGCUACUGAUAUUAGUGAUACAAACAGGGUACAAUCAUCAAAUAUUAAUAAUAAUAAUAAUAAUAACAAUAAUGAAAGUAGUAAUAAUAAGAAUAAUAGCAACAGCAACAACAACCACAAUAAUAAUAAUAAUAGUAAUAAUAAUCUUAGUAAUAGUAGUAAACCAGUAAAGUCGAAAUUGAGCAGUAGCGUAAAUUGUAGUAGUAGCCCUAAAUCAAUUAUUACACGCUUGAGACAAUUAACAGGACGACUUUCGUUCUCAUUUGAUAAAGAAUCGCGUAGAAUGAGUAGUGGAACGCCACAAACAAUUAUCAAUAAGACAUCCCCGAUGAGUUCAGUGAACUCAUCAUCAAAGAAUAACAACAUGAUGCCAAAUAUAUGCUGUAAUACGAAAGGUGCUGCUACUGAUGUGACGUCAAGAAAUCGUGCUUAUAGCCUCGAUGUGCCAGCCACACGAUAUAAUUAUAAUAGCAGCGCUGGAAGUAGCUAUAAUGGCAGUCACAAGAGUCUUUCAUCGAAUCGAAAUGAUGAGGCUGACGAUUCAACAGAUAAUAAUAGCGUAUUUGCAUCAAAAAAGAUGAGUGCCGAUGUGGAACCGAUGGACAUAUGACAACACAGGUUAGAUCCUGCAAUUGACAAUGUUACGGUUAAAGUUGACAUUGCAGGCGAUGAGACUGAAACAUAUUGGACAACAAUUUCUUAUCUUUUGCGACGAUUUGUGUGCAAAUGCUGUGAAAAAGAACAACAAGUGCCAACUGCAAGCGUUUAAGGACAACAAUUAUGAUGAAAACAUUAUUAUAUGAAGGAACAAUGAUAAAACAACAAAAAAAUAUAUAUUUAAUUAAAUUAAAAUUUUAUUCUUCUAUUAGCCAAAAUUUAAUAAUUAAAAUAAUAAAAGAGAUAAAAGCGAUUCAUCCCCUCCUUUGAAGAUAGAGAAAGUAAUUAAAAUAUAAAUGAUAUACAUGUAUAUGAACAUAAUGAAACUGAUUAUACAUAGUUGUAGGGUUUUAUGGAAGAAGAAAUUGAUGAUUUUGCAGAAAUAAAUUUAUAUUAUUGAGGUUGGGGACCUUCUUGCCAGGAUUAAUAAUACAAAUAGUAAAUUGAAAAUAUUGACGGACUGAUAAACAGAAAGAUAGACAGACUGAUUGAUUAUUUGCUGGAUAGGGACACUAAAAGGUCAUUCGGAUUUAUUAAUGACUGAAUACUGACAGACAAGAAUACUGUCAUAGAGUUCAGAUGAUUAAAGGAUCGAUGGACACAAGGGCAGACUGACUAAAAGGGUUGAUUGAAUGAGAUUAAAUGUACCAUCGAACAUACAAAUGGACUGACAGCUAGAAGAAAAAUAGACUGUCAAUCAUUUCAAGGACGUUAAUGUCGUUUACAGUUUAGAAAAACUCCCUGAAACAUUGCAUAUAUUUAAAAGUCAUUUCAAUUUUCCCUGACCAUAAAACCCUACAAAAACACAAUCACAAUAUACAGCCACAUAGAAACACAAAGUUGAUAAAUUUAAUUCUAUUUAAUGUUUGUAAAAAUGACGAAAAAAAAAUGUUUUAACACAAAAUGUGCUCUAAAAAAGUUUUCUCUCUCAAAAAAAGAUUUUAUGAAAGGAAAAGGAAAUGUGAUUUUUCAUUCGAAGCUGGAUGAUUAGAUGAUGGAGAAUAUAAGUAGUUAGAUUUGUAAUAAAAUUUGCUACUUUUUGGUGGCUAGAAGAGCUUUUUCAUGUUUAGAGAGUAUUGCUAGAUUGAAUUUAUGUUUGAAUUGACACUAGUGUGUCCUGAGAGCAUCUAUAGCGUGCUGACUACGUUUUGAGGUAAAUUAAGUUUACGGAUUCUUUAAAAUAUUAACAAAGUUUCAUAGAAAUUAAAAUCUUAUAGCCCCCCCCCCC
Messenger RNA from Chironomus riparius, 5698 nucleotides. The record is from the annotation of a GenBank genome assembly. Lineage: Eukaryota; Metazoa; Arthropoda; Insecta; Diptera; Chironomidae.